AUGGACUCUGUACUUCUCGGUACACCAGCGACCAAGCAAGUGCCGCCCAGGUCGCCGCCUAUGGCUUUCCAGAUGACAUCCAACGAUGCACUCUGGGCUCCCUCAUUCAAUCCAAUGGCCAUGCAGUCCUUGUCGCAAGUCUCGUCGCCCUACUUCCUGGGCACUUCUCCCACCGAGAACGACAUGCAAGCCCAGCUCGACAAGCUGAACGAAGCCCUACGCCUACAACACCAGGCCUUUGUCGCCGAGCGAGAAAGUUGGCAGAUGGAACGAGACAGAAUGCACCGUCGUGUUACCGCUCUUGAAUCAUUACUCAAGUCUCCCAAUGGCCAGAGUCCUGCCAUGUCUCCCCAGAACGGCGUCAAGCCUGCUCCUUCUCAACUGCCCAGCAUAGCCGAAGUCGACACUUCUCGCCUGUCUCCGGAACAACCUCGUAUAAAGAGGGAUGCUGCCCCAGUUCACAUUGAUAUACCCACCCUCCAAGACGCUUCUGUCUUUGACGAUGAUGCUUCCUUGGAGGAAGUCUUACAAGGCGAUCUACCUGCCUCUCCGCCAGUCACUCGCAAUAUUCUCAGCCCUCCACCACCAGCCAACUUGAGGAAUGCCGGCCAUACUCCUCUCAAGGCUCCUCGUCCCGGUGACUUCAGCCCUGCCGUGAGUGUACGCUCAGACAGACUGAGCGAUACUCCAACGCGUAAAAACACUCUUAUGAACGAGGUCAUGUCGCAAGACGACGGUGCCGACGAAGAUCGCCCCUUGAAGGGUCCCUUGCACAUGCCUUCACUACCCUGCAAUCCAGGUGCCGAAAACUUCACCAUGGACAUGCUGGACGCAAAACUAAAAGAUAUCUCUGAGCAUCCCGAAGAAAAUCAGCCUCUGGUAUGUCAAAGCACCAAUCUGGUCCUCGAGGAGCCUUCCGAGGCCUUGCCUGAUUCCGACGAGAAAGUCGAUUCGGCUAGCAAAGAGGCCAAGGACAGGACUGAAUCGACCAGUUCAGAAAGCAAGGACAAGGACAUUCUAGACAAUGGAGGCAUUCGUCUCCGUACAAAGCCGAGUUCAAAUUUCGGCGCACCCCUUGGCUCGAUGGGUGGAUGGAGACGUUAG
Molecule: messenger RNA, 1104 nt
Organism: Aureobasidium vineae
Lineage: Eukaryota; Fungi; Ascomycota; Dothideomycetes; Dothideales; Saccotheciaceae
Source: the annotation of a GenBank genome assembly